Molecule: messenger RNA, 6965 nt
Organism: Pocillopora meandrina
Lineage: Eukaryota; Metazoa; Cnidaria; Anthozoa; Scleractinia; Pocilloporidae
Source: the annotation of a GenBank genome assembly
UUGCCUCAUCGCAAGCCCUUGCCUUACCCCACCACCUUGCCCUUACUCACCUUUGCACCAGCCACCCUCCCUCCACUUACAUACACUAUAUUACCUCACCCAUGCUUGCAACCUCUUGACCUACUCCACCUACAUACCUUGCUUGCCAUGCCUUGCUGGCUCCUUGCGCGCACCUACGCCCGCCGCCGUUGCAACCCUGCCCCCCCACCCACCCUUUUGUACUCCACCUUGCCUUACCCAUGCCUCCUUACCCACCCCACCCACACCUUGCCUUACCUUACCCUUACCUUGCCACACCUUUCCUUACCCUCACUGCACCUGCCUUCACACUCCCUUACCUUGCAAUCUCACUUGUACCUUACCUUGCUCCUUGCCUUUACCUACCCUUUUAUACUUACUCCUACCUUAUUCCUCAUUAUACCCUCCCUUACCCACUUGUACUCUUACUGCCUCCUUACCUUACCUUACCUUACCUUACAUCCUUUACCUUGCCAUACUUUUACUUGCUUGCCUACUACCUCUUUACCUUACCUAGCCUCACCCCUUACCCUUACACACCUACCUUACACUUCAUUACACUCUUACCUACUCUAUAACCCCACUUGCCCUCCUUACCCCUUGCCUGCCUUGCCUUUGCCACCUUACCCUCUUAAUUGACCCUUUCCACCCACUUACCUUACCAUGCCUCUCACCCUUACCACCUUGCCUUGCAACCAUCCUUUUACCUGCACUGCACCCUCACCCACCCCACCCUAGCUUCCCACCUCACUCACCCUACCCUACUCCACCUCAAUUUCAUCUUGACCCUUUCACCCUUACCCCACUCCCACCCCACCCUACCCUCACUCCUCACCCCCACCCCACCCAGCAUCUGUCCACCCUGCCUUGCUCCCACUCCUUACUCCCCACUUUGCACCCACCACCCCACCCCACCUUAUCCUUGCACCUUACACCUUACCUGCUUACCCUGCCCCCCACCACUCCACCCACCUUAUUCACACCCACCUGCAUCCAUCCACCCAAUUCAUCCCCUUACCACCCUUACCCCUUACCCUACUCACCUCAUCUUGAUCACGCCCCCUUACCUCUUACCCUCAUCCUUGUCUACCUUAUCUUACCCUUACCCUUAUACCUGCCCACCCCACUGUACCUUACCUUAUCCUGUGCCGCCGCCUGUACUGUACCUUACCCACUUGCCUUCCCAUGCCUUUUGUACUAUGCCACCCUUGCACUACUCUUGUACCCUUACCCUUUCCAUCCAAUCCUCUCCCUCACCUUGCCCUUACCAUUGCCCUACCUUACCUUGCAUACUGCCUUGCAACUUACCCUUACCUUCACCUGCACACCUUACCUCUCAAUCCUUGCUACCCGUCCCUAACCCUGCCUCAAUCCUCAAUUCCUCACCUCACCCCACACCUCAAUGCUCAAUCCUUACACCCUAAUCAACACCUUACUCUCCAGCAGCUAACAUACCUUACCCAUCAAUCUCAAUGCCGCCACGCCACACCGCCACCUUACCUCACCAAUCCCGUCCCACCCGCCCACCUUGCAACACCCCCACCCAACCACUAACCCAUCCUUACCCCACCCACCCCAUCUUACUACCCCUUUACCUUCCCACCCUUGACCCCUACCCACCCUUAACUCCACACCACUUACUACCCUACCCACCUUACUACGCCCUUAUCCAUCUACCUUACACCUUUUGAUCGUUUGUACCUUACCUUACUACCCUUACCCUUACCUUACCUUACUUUUACCCUCCACCAUACCUUAGCUACCUUACCUUACCCUAAUUCCCACUCUUACCCUUACCUACUCCACCCUCACCACUCCAUACCUGUGCACCUUCCUUAUGCCUUACAUUCUCACCCUUACCUUGCCCUUGCCUUACCCACUCCUCACCUUACUUGCCUUACCAUUACCCUUGCAGCACAUACCUUACCCUUGCUCAAUCCUUGCUUGUACCUUCCCUCCUUGCCCUUACUACCUUGCCUUACCCUUACCCUUACCCUGUAACCCCCUUACCCUAACCCUUGCCCUUACCCGCCCCCUGCACACACUCACCCACUUACCUUACCCUACCCCUACCCUUACCCCCUUACCUCUCACCUUACUGGCCUUCCCUCUCACCCUUGCCACCCACUCCAUUACCCCUGCCUUGUACAUACCACUACCACCCUUACCUUGCACCCCACUCCUACUCCCACCCUACCCUCCCACCACCCUUACCUUACUUACUACCUGUACCCUUACCCUUUGCCCUUACCCUAUACCUUACCUCACCCCAAUUCUGUACCCUUCCUGUACCCUUGCAUACUUCAGCACCUCAUUUACUCCCCACUUCACCUUAUCUUGCCAUACCAUUGCUCACCUUUCCUCACCCUUGUACCUUCCCUUGCCAUACCCUUACCUUUACCCCCCUCUUACUCCCAUCUUACCCUUACCUUGCUUCCCUUGCUUACCCUACUCAUGCCCUCUACCCUCUUACCCGCCCUUACCAUUGCCCACCCUACAUCUUGUACCUUACCUUACACUUAGCUACCUUACGCUCCCACCCACCUUACAUCCUUUUAAUCCCUUACGCCCAUACCUUACCUUUGACCUACCUUACGCCCCCACACCCCGCCAUUGCCCCACCUUUUACCACCCAGCACCUGUACCACUUACCUUCAUUUCCCCGCCGCACCUUACCUACCUUACCCUCACUCUUACCCAUGCCUUGCCUUACCCUUCCACCUUACCCUUACCCAUACCCAUUACCUCUACCCUUACCUUACCCUUGCUUACCUUGCCUCUUUACUCCUUACUUACCUUACCUUACAUUACCCAUUGCCUUGGACCUUACCUUAGCUAACUUACCUUACCCUUGCCAUUACUCACCCUUACCCUCACCUUACCCACCCACCUUGCACUCACGCCACCUUACCUACCUUACAUCCCCUUGCCCCGCUUACCUUACCUUACCCAUUACCUCUUGCACACUCUUUACUUACACCCUUGCAACACCUUGCCUCAUACCCUUAGCACCGUACCUUACCCUUACCCAAUUACCUUAGCUUACCUUACCUACCCCACCUUACUCUUACCACCUCCCACUCACCUUUACCCACCCCACCCACCCAGCCCUCCAUCCACCCUUACGUGUACCCUUACCUUACAUUACCCUUGUCUCACUCCAACUCUCAUCUCACCAUACCCUUGCAACACCAACCUUACUUUACAAUACAAUCCUUACCCCAACCUGUACAUCUUCCUCCCCUAAUACCACCCCUGACCCAUACACCAUCUCCUCACCUUACCCUUGCUACCUUACCUUAGCCUUACACCCACUCACCUUUGCAACUCAACCACCUUAACACCACACCCUUCACCCUUACCUUGCCCUUUUAUCUGCACCCACCACCUUGACCAAUCUCUUGUACCACUUACCCACCUGCACUUGCACCCCUUACCUUACACCUCACACCUUACCUGCUCCAUGCAUCUCAUCCCACCCACCUCAACCUUACCCACCCCAAUCUUGACCUUGUACGCCUUACUCUGAUCUACCCUACCUUACCCACCCUUACCCUUACCAUACCUGUACCAUACCUUAAUUUACCUUACCUUAGCCUUAAUUAUCCAAUCCUCACCUUGCCUUGGGUACUUGCCUUACUUGCCAUACCUGCUUUGCCCAUGACCUUACUGCUUACCCAUCACCUUACCCUUACCCUUUUACCCCACCACCCUGUACCCUUUUUACCUACCUUGUACCUUUACCUUUACCUUACUGUAAUUUGGAUUCCUGAUCUACCUCCCUUCCAAUCACCUUACUUACCUUAUCUGCCAUACCUUGUAGGCCUUAACACCUUACCCUUAACUUGCACUUGCUGCACAUACUUACCUGCCCCAUUACCUUACCCACCCACUUAUGCCUUCCUGUCCCUUACAACACCCUCCUUGCCUCUUGCCUUACCUGCUGCCCUUACCCCACCUUGCACCCUGCCCCUUACCAUACCUUCCCCUCUUUUCCCACUUUUCCUUUACCCUUCGUUCCUUACCUUACCUUACCUCUUACUACAUACCCUUACCUUACCCCUGUACCCUUACCGUACCUUACCUUACCUUAUUUUACUCCCUUACCUUACCUUGCCUUACCUUGAGCCACUUACUCUUAAUCCUUACACACCAUCCUUACUUGUACCUUACCUUACCCUACUCCCCUUAUACCCAUCACCUUACCUUACCCUUACCUUACCUGCCACGCCUCUACACUUAGCUAUUAUACCUUGCAACACCUUGCCUUCCUUACCCCACCUUAGCAUUACCUCACCUUACCAUCCACCCUUACCUUACCUUCCACCCUCAAUACCCUUACCUCCACUCAUACCUUACCUUACCUUACCAAUACCUCAUACCUUAACCCACUCUUACUCUACUAGCCCUUGCCCAUUGCUUACCUUACCCUCUCACCUUACUUUGCCGUACCUUACCUUACCCUCAAUCUCUUAACACUUCACCUUACCGCACCCCACUUACCAUCCUUACCCAUAGCCCACCCUUACCCCACCUUACCUUACCUUACCUUACCCUUACCUUGACCUGCCUUACCUUAACAUACCUACCCUUACCUUGACCCUCUCACCCUUACCUUGCAUCCCAUACUCAUGCACUCCUUACCUGUAAUUCACCUUACCCUACCCCCGCCCCGCCUGCCCACCUUACCUUAAUUGUACCGCUUACCUUCCUGCCCACUUACACUUACCCUAACCUUGCCUUAACCUUACCCUCCUUACCUUACCUACCUUGCACACAUACCUUACCUUAACAAUUUUGCUUACCACCCACCUUUACCUUACCAAUUUACAUUACUUACCUUACCCUUACCUUUAUACCCUUACCUUACCCACCUUACCCUUACCUUUACCUUACCCUUACCACCACCUUGCACCCUCACGCUCCCUUUACCCUCCCUUACUCCAUUGCCUGCUGCCUUGCCAUACCCCACCUUACACAUGCCCUUGCCUUCCCGCCCACCCUACCCUACCUUACUCACCCACCUUGUACCCACCCUACCCUUACACCUUGCCCUCACCUUGCCCUUACUUGCCACACAUACCUUACAUACACCCUAUCCAUACCUCUCCUUACUUACUUAUCUUACCUUACCACCUUACCUUACUUACUCUUACACCUUACCCCUCUACCUUACACCUUACCGCCUGCACCUUGCCCCUCCCGCCCUACCUUAAUCUUGCAUUAACCUACCUUACCUUGCCCUUAACUUUACCUGACCUUACACUUACCUUGCAUACCUUACUUACUCCACUUACUCCCUCCCUUACCUCCUUACUUAUCUACCUUGUACUUACUGUACCCUUACCUUACCCUACCCCUUGUCACACUACCUGUACCUCUUACCUUGACUAACCUUGCCUUGCACCCCACCUUAUCUCUUUUUAUGCCGCAUUUUACCUUGCCCCACUUGCCCUACUCCAACUCCUUAGCCUCCCUUACUGACCUUACCUUACUCUUCUUACACCCUUACCUUGACCCUUACCUUCACCUUGCAACCCCUUACCCACCCACCCUUACCUUACCCUUACCCAUACAUACCCCUUACCUUACGCACCACACCAACCCACCUGACCCACGUACCCUUACUCUCACCCUCACCUUGCAACACCUCUUGCAACCACCGCCUUACCCUUGCUUACUUACCUUACCUUAACUUAUACCUCGCUUCACCCUUGCCACUUACCUUACCUUUUGUACCUUAUUACUUGCCCUUACCUGUACCCAUACCUGCAACACCUUGCCCUUUGCCUUACCCUUACCUGCCCUUACCUCACUCUUACUUACCUACUCAUACCCUCACCUUGCCUUACCUUACCCUUACCUUACUUACCCACUUACUCACCGCUUACCUGCCCCCUACACCUAACCGCCCACCCUACCUUACACCUUACCUCACUUACCCUUACCUUACCCUUAUCUUGUACAUCCUUACCUUACCUUACCUUACGCGCCGCACCUUGCCGCCACCCCACAUACUUACCUUACCCUUACCUAAUCUUACCUUACCCACCCUACCUCCUACCCCUUGCACUUACCUUACCUUACAUGCCUUACUCCUUCACCUUACACCUUGCCAUACUACUUACCCUUGCCUUACCCUUAUUACUACCUUACCCUUGCUUUUACCUUGUACACCCUUACACCUUACCCUUAUUACCUUACCCUUUUGUACCUUGCUUACCUUACCUUACCUUUCUCCUUACUUACCCUGCUCCUACACUCCUUACACCCCCACCUUACCCACCUCCUUACCUUACCUUACCUUACCACAACAUCUACACAUACCACUUACCCUUAUCAACACCUGUACACCCAGCAUCCUUUCAUCCUUACAUCUACCAUACCUUUAACCUUACCUUACCUCAUCCUUUACUUCAAUCUUGCUUAAUCCAUACUCACCAUUUACCUAGACCUUACCUUACCUUACCUUACCUUACCUUACCUUUUACCUUACCUUACCUUACCCUUACCUUACCUUACCUUACCUUACCUUACCUCUUACCUUACCUUACCCUUACCUUACCCUUACCUUACCUUACCUUACCUUACCCUUACCUUACCCUUACCUUACCUUACCCCUACCUUACCCUUACCUUACCUUACCUUACCCUUACCUUCCCUUACCUUACCCUUACCUUACCUUACCUUACCCUUACCUUACCCCUUACCUUACCCUUACCUUCCCUUACCUUACCCUUACCUUACCCUUACCUUACCCUUACCUUACCUUACCUUACCUUACCUUACCUUACCUUACCUUACCUUACCUUACCUUACCUUACCUUACCUUACCUUACCUUACCUUACCUUACCUUACCUUACCUUACCUUACCUUACCUUACCUUACCCUUACGUUACCUUACCUUACCCUUACCUUACCCCUUAGCAUGGGGGAUAUCCAGUGA